Oncorhynchus masou masou (cherry salmon) is the source of this 1681-nucleotide messenger RNA. It is a transcript of the gene marcksl1b, whose product is annotated as MARCKS-like 1b. The record is from RefSeq and is a predicted model, not a curated record. Lineage: Eukaryota; Metazoa; Chordata; Actinopteri; Salmoniformes; Salmonidae. Gene Ontology annotation, cellular component: cytoplasm; plasma membrane. Gene Ontology annotation, molecular function: actin filament binding; calmodulin binding. Gene Ontology annotation, biological process: actin filament organization; central nervous system development.
UCUACUGGAGUGAGAGGUUCAACUCCGGAGAAAACGCCAAGGAAACUAGCAAGGACCACACCCCCCCUCCCCACAAAAAAAAAAAUCACAUUUUGUCAUUGGAUCCAUACUACUGCCCGGGAGUUGGAUUAAAUUGAGACAAACAUUUUGUUGUUGGUUUAAUUCUCUUUGAAAAACACCGAAUAACGAUGGGUUCCCAAGCGUCCAAGGGAGGGGUAGCUGUGGAGGCGAACGCUGCGGAUGCCGCCACGGUCAAACCGAAUGGACAGGAGAACGGCCAUGUCAAGUCCAAUGGGGAUGCCACAGACACGGCCGCACCAAAUGGUUCUGCCGACGCCAAGGAGCCUGAAGCGGGUGCUGGAGGGGACGCCAUUGAGCCGGCGCCCGAUGGUGAGGCCGCCAAACCAGAAGGUGAGGCCGCUGCCAAGGAUAUCUCCAAGAAGAAGAAGACUUUCUUCCUGAAGAAAUCUUUCAACUUCAAGGGCCUGAAACUGAAGAAGACCAAGAAGGAGGAGUUGAAGGAGGAGGAGGAGAAACCUGCAGAGAACGGAGCCGCUGUGGCUACGGAGGAGAAGAAAGCAGAGGAGGAGGAGGAGGUUGUGGCGGCUGCUGCAGAUGCCCCUAAGGCCGAGGAGGCGCAUGCUAAAGCAGAGGAGGCACCUAAGGAGGAGGAGGAGGAGGAGGUAAAGGAGGCGGCUGCACCUGCCCCAGAGCCCACCAAACCAACAGAGGAGACCAGCUCGACCCCUGCGGCAGUUAUCCCCUCCCAACAGAAUGCAGAGUGAUUGUAUCUUCACCGACAACAAAGGACUGUUUUUCAAGAGAGAGAGAGAAAAUAGUUAUAAAUAUAUAUUUCUAUAUAUAUGUCUAUAUGUAUACAUAUGUAUGGAUAUAUGUAUAUGUAAAUAUAUACACAUUUAUGUGAGACUCCAUUGUGUCACUUUUGUCAUUGUAACAAGAUGACAGACUAGAUUCACUAGUUCACUUCCCUGGUUACGGCGAGACAGGGUCAAACCUGGUGGUAUUAUGUGCUGGUUGCUAUGGGAACAAUGGGAUUUAUUGGACAGCGAAGUGGAACACAGUUAUGGAUGGGAGUCGAGUUGACCCGUCUUUUCCCUAAAACACCCGACUCAAAAAAGAGGCGUCCACGUGUAGGAAUGAACAGGACAGGACACCAAACCCAACCACCACAUGAAAUGACUAUUCAUCCAUUUUUAGAAAAACAACAAGAAGAAAUCAGAAAUUGAAAAAAAAAAGAAAAGAGAGACUUGCCAACUUUCUACAUUCCUAUAUUUUCACCCCAAAUUUGAAGUAUUUUGUGGUGUACCUUUUUAGAGAACCAAUUUUAAAGAUUUAGAGAAGCUGUGUUUUGUUUUGUUUUUAAAGAAGAAACAUAAGAAGCCAACUUCUUAGAUUUUUAUCUUAGUGGGGGUUUAAAAAAAAAACAACAACAAAAAAAACGCUCUUCCUUUCUUUCUCUUGAGUUUGAUAUGUUCAGUGUUGCAUUUUUAAAAGGAAGCAAGAGUUGUUCAUCUGUCUGGUGUGUGUAAAAGCCUGACUCUACUUUAAUGUCUCUGUAAAUACGUUGGGACUGAUACUGUUCUUUAUUUUGCUAAUGUUGACAGAUGUUAUGGUUUUUAUUGUAAAGUUGACAAUGGUAAAUAAAUGUUGGUUACCAAUA